GAGCUUUCCGUGAAAAACGUAUUUUUUUUUUCAUCACGGAAUCAGCAUAAAUAUUGUAUUACAAUGCUAUCAGCAAAUUAUGGUUUCUUUUAUUGCCCGACAAACUAUAUAUAUUUUUCAACGCAGCUAUUUUUUAAAUUUUAAAUUUAAAGGUUCUGCUAACAGGACUUUCUAAUAGGUUUAAGUUAUAAAGACAAAAAAAAGUUAAGCGAUGAAUAGGUUACCUAUAUUUAUUGCUCUAUUGCUUUUGAUCACUGUUUUACAUUCCCAAGCUUGGGAGAGUAAUUUUAUAAGGAGUAGGAUAUUAUUUGCUGAUCAACGGAUAGAUUCAGAAUCUAGCAAAUAUGAAAGCUGGUUUACUCAAAAUUUAGAUCGUCUUAACCCAAACGAUGAGAAGAACCAGCAACAGGAAGCUGAUCUGACCCUUACCCUGUUUUAUGAAGGUCUAUGCCCUUAUUGCCAUGAGUUUAUUCUAAAACAGCUAUAUCCUUCAUACCAGAAAUUGGAAAGUAGCUUAAAAUUGGACUUUGUGCCCUUUGGAGGGAGUCGUUCUUCACGUAGCGCUGAUGGAAAAGUAACAUUUACUUGCCAGCAUGGUGACGAAGAAUGUUAUAUUAACAGAAUCCACGCUUGUGUUCUUGAUCAAAAACCAUCAUCAUUAGACUUCGUUACCUUCAUCUAUCACCAUUUGUCUGCCACAGAAGAACGCCGUCGCAACGAACAAGAAGAAUUAGAACUGGCCAAAAAAUGGUUGCCAAGCAGCGUUUCCUGGGAUAAAGUUAAUGAUUGUUAUCAUGGUGAACGUGGAACUGAACUUCUAUUAUCAUAUGAGGAUAGACAAUCAAAGCUUCAUCCUAAAUUAGCUUAUGUACCAAAUAUAAGAUUUAAUGGUGUCUUUGAUGUGAAGAUAGAACAGAAGGCUCGGGCAAAUCUUGUACUUGCUGUUUGCAGCUUACUAAAAGAAAAUAAACCAGAGAUUUGUAAAGAUCAGGUUUAAAAAAGGUUCAUCCCAAAAUGCUUAAGAAUAUUAAAUGUUAAAUGAAAUAUUCUUUUGUUCAGAAUAUGGAAAUAAAUAAUGCUUAGUAAA
This is a messenger RNA of Diabrotica virgifera virgifera (western corn rootworm), 1087 nucleotides long. Its product is annotated as gamma-interferon-inducible lysosomal thiol reductase. Gene Ontology annotation, molecular function: oxidoreductase activity, acting on a sulfur group of donors, disulfide as acceptor. The transcript is spliced from 5 exons. The record is from RefSeq and is a predicted model, not a curated record. NCBI's taxonomy places the organism in Eukaryota, Metazoa, Arthropoda, Insecta, Coleoptera, Chrysomelidae. Bases 212 to 997 code for a protein of 261 amino acids.